Molecule: messenger RNA, 1659 nt
Organism: Paramecium sonneborni
Lineage: Eukaryota; Ciliophora; Oligohymenophorea; Peniculida; Parameciidae
Source: the annotation of a GenBank genome assembly
AUGUUUAUUUUUAUUUUCUUAAUCAUUAAUGUUUAAUCUUAUAGAAUCAGAUAAAUACAAAAUGAAUCCCUUGAAUUUCAGAUUCCAAUAGAAGAAGAAACAUAAAUACUUUCUCUCUUUUAAGGGAGAGAUUCAAAGCUAAUAACAAAUGAAACAUUACCAUUUUGUUAAUUGAAAGAAAUUAAUCUAAUUUUUGAAACAAAAAGAUAACAUUUUGAGAAUAUAGUAACAAUGGUACAUAUUAGAGAUGGUGUUAUCCUUAUAACUUCAGAUUAUUUAUUAUAUUUGAUGAAAUUCAAUUAUUAGAAUUUUAGUGGAGAGUUUGCUAAAGUAUAAUGGAAGGCAGAUUUCAAAGAACUUGGCUUAGAUUCUCUAACUGAAAUGCCUUAAUUAUUAUAUUGUAGUACUAGUAAUAUAGGGAUAUUAUUUUAAACAAGAGGAGCAAUCUUAUUUAGUGUUUAAUAAAUGGAAUAAAAGGCAUAAAAACUUUAAAUUAGAGAUUUAACUGAAAUAAAAUAUAGGAAAGAAAGAGGAGUCACUAAAGAAUAUGAAAAUUACAUCUUUUCAUGUGUUGGUUAGGAUGGUUUAGAUAUUUAUAAAAUAAUUGGAAAUGAAUUACAUUUUAUUGAAUCAAUAUCAAAUACCAGAUUUAAAGAUUUAGCUAUAAUUAAAGUUUAAAAUAUCAUAUAUCUUAUACUUUUAGAUUAAAAAGAAUCAAGCAUUUCUAUCUAUUAGAUGGAUGUGAUUAAGAUUAGAAUAUCACUCAAAUUUUAAUAAAAAUUUGAUGAAAUUAAACUAGAAUUUAUUGCAAUUGAUAAUUAUUAAAAUAACAUAUUCGUUGUUUAUAAAUAUCAUCAUAAAUAUAUUUGUGUAGAAUAUUUAUUUACAGAAAAAGAAUUACUUGAAUUAAAUUCGUUUGAAUCAUUUAGUAAGAUCAAAGAUGUUGAUACUACAGAAGAAUUUGCAAUAUUAUAAGGUUAAAAUAAACAUCACAUUAUGUUUGUAACUAAAUUUGAUGGACUUUAAAUUAUGCAUACUCCUUAAUAUACAUUAUUAGGAGCUAUAGAUAUAGAUUUCUUUUAUUUGACAAACAUUGAUCUUACUAUGAGUCAUUUAACAGAUUAAAACAAUUUUUCAAUGGAAAACUUCUUUUUUGGUUCUUCCAAAUCUGGAUUGUUUUUUACUAAAUUUAAAUAUUAGGAACCUUAUAUUAUUUGCUAUCCUUAACCAGAUUAAAAAAAUACUUAAUAAAAUUAUUAAAUAAUUCAGAAUGAAACUAUCUAUAUUUAAAGUAAUCUUCAAAAUAAUGUUGUGUUAUAGAGAUUGACAAAUAUUACUGUUUUUGUUCUUGAUGAUGAUCAAGCAUCAUAUUCUAAAGUGGUAAUGUAUUUGGGAAUUCCAAUAGGUUUAUCAAUUUUGCUGAUGGGAAUUUGUUUUUGGUUUAUUUCUAAAAAUAAAGAAAUAGAAAAAUUAGAGACAGAAAUAACUUAAAUUAAAAGCAAGAAAACUUCUGGAUUAGCUGUUGCUGUAGAGUUUAAUACACCUUAAAUGAUAUAGAUUAUUAAUUCUCCAUAUAUGCCUAGUCCAUUCUCAAAUACAGCAAGAGUAAAUGUAAACACAAAUUUAGCAAAGGAUAAUAGCAUGAAUAUCGAUGGUUGA